AUGGUCAACGCAAGCUACUUGUUUACCCUGCUGGCAGCCACAGCUGCCGUAGCCAGCCCCAUCGCAGAGCCUAUUGAGGCCGACUCCCUUGAGGCCCGCGCUGGCCAGAUUUAUACAUGCAAGAAGGGUGACAAAAACGAUGGAGCUUUGAUCGGCAAGGUACCCCAAGACAAGGCCAUUGGCUACUUCCGCGAGGCCAAGACGAAGUCAGGCAAGAGCGGGUAUCCCAAGAAAUUCGACAACAAAGGAAAGGUCAUGAGCUUCGCGUCUGGCUGCACUGGAAAGGAGGUCUGGGAGUUGCCAGUCCUCAACAACGGAGUCAGAUACGACUACGACAAGGGCAAAGACGGCAACAACCCCGGGCCCAUGCGUGUCUACUACGCGGCCGACCUCACUUUCUGCGCUAUCGGCAGCAAGUCAAAGGAUGACAACUCCGGCCCGCCUCACAACUGCAAGGUCUAA
This is a messenger RNA of Neoarthrinium moseri, 462 nucleotides long. RefSeq lists its product as uncharacterized. The record is from RefSeq and is a predicted model, not a curated record. The transcript is spliced from 2 exons. Gene Ontology annotation, molecular function: RNA nuclease activity; RNA binding. The coding region runs from base 1 to 462 and encodes 153 amino acids. NCBI's taxonomy places the organism in Eukaryota, Fungi, Ascomycota, Sordariomycetes, Amphisphaeriales, Apiosporaceae.